Drosophila rhopaloa is the source of this 429-nucleotide messenger RNA. RefSeq lists its product as uncharacterized. The record is from RefSeq and is a predicted model, not a curated record. NCBI's taxonomy places the organism in Eukaryota, Metazoa, Arthropoda, Insecta, Diptera, Drosophilidae. The coding region runs from base 10 to 429 and encodes 139 amino acids. The transcript is spliced from 4 exons.
AAUACCAAGAUGUCGAACGUAACACUUAUUUUUGCUAUAGCUUGCCUUUGUGUGGCUGUUCAGGCUCAAACUGGUAGGCCGCGGGAUCGGGAGAUUUGUGCGAAUGAAAACAGUAGGUGCGAACGUAAUCAACGUCGGUUGGGAAGGGACAAUGAUGUCUCCAACGUCUUCAACAAUCACUGCCGUCAGUCUAAUAGAGGCUGGCGUAACAUCUCUCACUGCGAGUUGACUUUGGCCACUUGUCGCUUGACACUCGAAAAUUGUAGCAUCAUAAACUGCGCGAAUGUGAGAAGGAGCCUUGCGGGUGGUACCACCGGUCGCCCGACUCCUUCUUCGCGAACCACGACUCCCAGGAUUCCAUCUCCUCAAACUACUCGUAGGGGCCCAGGGCCCAGUAACCAGGACGCCAGCUCCUCGAACUACUCGUAG